AAUUGGGAAUUGAAGGGAACAGAAAGCAUUGAUGUUACUGAUGCCGUUGGAUCCAAUAUUCGAAUUGACAGCAGAGGACCUGAAGUCAUGCGUAUUCUCCCUCGUCUAAAUGAGGUGGUUUCAUAGAGAAGGGGUCUUCCGAAAAGAACUAUCCCGGAAAACUCACUUUCAGAGUCUUCAUAACAUGUGUCACCGCUGCAUUUGGAGGUCUUAUCUUUGGAUAUGACUUAGGCAUUUCAGGUGGAGUCACCUCCAUGGAUCCUUUUUUGAAGAAAUUCUUCCCUGAUGUGUACGCAAAGGAGCACAACAUUAAGCCCACUGAUAACCAAUAUUGUAAAUUUGAUAGCCAAGUGCUCACACUCUUCACUUCCUCUCUCUAUUUGGCUGCUCUUGUGGCCUCAAUAUUUGCAUCCAAGGUAACUCGAGCCUUCGGUAGGCGCCUCACCAUGAUCUCCGGCGGUGUUCUCUUUCUCGCCGGUGCAGCUUUGAACGGCUUCGCCCAGCAAGUCUGGAUGCUUAUUGUUGGCCGCAUGUUGCUAGGUUUUGGAAUCGGAUGCGCCAAUCAGUCUGUGCCGAUCUACGUAUCCGAGGUUGCUCCAUACAAAUACAGAGGAGCACUUAACAUGUUGUUUCAAUUGGCAAUCACCAUUGGCAUUUUUGUUGCCAAUAUUCUGAACUACCUUUUUGCCAAGAUGGAGAACGGCGAAGGGUGGCGCUAUAGCUUAGGUUUGGCAGGAGUCCCUGCAAUAAUGAUCAUCAUCGGUGCAAUGUUUCUUCCUGAGUCUCCAAACUCGUUGAUCGAGCGUGGACAAGCUGAGAAGGCCAAGGAGGAACUAAUCAAGAUUCGUGGAACCGAUGAUGUUGACGAGGAGUUUAAGGAUCUUGUUGCUGCCAGUGAAGCCUCCAAACAGGUCAAGCAUCCUUGGUCUUCUUUGCUCAAAAGUGAGUACAGGCCUCACCUCACCAUGGCCAUAGCCAUUCCCUUCUUCCAACAACUCACUGGCAUGAAUGUCAUCACAUUCUAUGCUCCUGUUUUGUUCAAAACUAUUGGCUUUGGUGGAACUGCUUCCCUUAUGUCUGCCAUGAUUACCGGAGGUUGUAACGCCCUUGCCACCCUUGUUUCCAUCUUUACCGUUGACAAGGUUGGCAGACGAAAGCUUUUUCUCGAAGGUGGUGCUCAAAUGUUUAUCUGUCAGCUUGUGAUCGCAGCUGCAAUAGGUAGCAAAUUUGGAACAGAUGGAAACCCUGGAGUUCUUCCCAAGUGGUUUGCCUUAACUGUUGUGGUAUUCAUAUGUAUCUACGUGGCGGGAUUUGCAUGGUCGUGGGGUCCACUAGGAUGGUUGGUACCCAGUGAAAUAUUCCCGCUUGAAGUUCGAUCGGCGGCUCAGAGCGUCAACGUUUCAGUUAAUAUGAUCUUCACCUUUGCCGUUGCCCAAGUUUUCACUGCGAUGUUGUGCCAUAUGAAGUUCGGGCUCUUCAUCUUCUUUGCAUUCUUUGUGAUUGUUAUGAGUAUCUUUAUCUACAAGUUCUUGCCAGAGACAAAGGGUGUUCCCAUUGAAGAAAUUUCUCUUGUGUGGGAGAAUCAUCCAUAUUGGAACAAAUUUGUCAAGUCCUCUGCUCAAAAGAACAAAACUGCUGCUCCAGAUUCUCAAGUUUAGGAUUCCAUAAAUAUUCUUUAAGAUCUUAUACAAAAAAAUAAAAAUAAUAAUUAAUUAAAUAGUAUGUCUUUUUUUUUUUUAAUCAAAGAUAGGAGAUUCGAACUUGUUAAUUGAGUAAUGUGGAGAUUAUGCCAUUGGAACUAUAACUAAUUGGCUAAAUAGUAUGUCUAUUAUCUAUUAUUUUUAAUUAAUCAAUUAAAUAGUAUAACUAUCUCUUAUUCUUCUUCUUUUUCUUUUUGAAUGAUUAGCUGUUGUAGUUCGUCCUUUUGUUGAUUAUAUGCAUAGGAUUUCAUUUUGGUGUCCCUCUUGUAUUGUGAUUGCCGGAUACGGUUAUGACAUGUUGGAAUUUGAUCAUGUUCAUGAUUAGAGGGAUUCGGCACAUUAUGAUGAUUUCUUUUUUCUUUAAUUGAUUUCCACUGGCAUGUACAAAACUUUGUUAUUAACAGUUUAUGUCCAAAUUUGUGCUUCCUUGAACA
Messenger RNA from Arachis duranensis, 2134 nucleotides. RefSeq names its product sugar carrier protein C. NCBI's taxonomy places the organism in Eukaryota, Viridiplantae, Streptophyta, Magnoliopsida, Fabales, Fabaceae. The record is from RefSeq and is a predicted model, not a curated record. Gene Ontology annotation, biological process: monosaccharide transmembrane transport. Gene Ontology annotation, cellular component: membrane. Gene Ontology annotation, molecular function: monosaccharide transmembrane transporter activity. The transcript is spliced from 4 exons. The coding region runs from base 255 to 1658 and encodes 467 amino acids.